This is a messenger RNA of Apodemus sylvaticus (European woodmouse), 2060 nucleotides long. It is a transcript of the gene Chrm1, whose product is annotated as cholinergic receptor muscarinic 1. The record is from RefSeq and is a predicted model, not a curated record. The transcript has a single exon. The coding region runs from base 22 to 1404 and encodes 460 amino acids. Lineage: Eukaryota; Metazoa; Chordata; Mammalia; Rodentia; Muridae. Gene Ontology annotation, cellular component: dendrite; plasma membrane; synapse. Gene Ontology annotation, biological process: saliva secretion; adenylate cyclase-inhibiting G protein-coupled acetylcholine receptor signaling pathway; chemical synaptic transmission. Gene Ontology annotation, molecular function: G protein-coupled serotonin receptor activity; G protein-coupled acetylcholine receptor activity.
CCUUCAUUCCACCUGGCUACAAUGAACACCUCCGUGCCCCCUGCUGUCAGUUCCAACUUCACCGGCUUGGCAUCAGGAAAGGGUCCCUGGCAAGUGGCUUUCAUCGGGAUCACCACAGGCCUCCUGUCUCUGGCUACGGUGACAGGCAACCUGCUGGUGCUCAUCUCCUUCAAGGUCAACACAGAGCUCAAGACAGUCAACAACUACUUCUUACUGAGCCUGGCUUGUGCGGACCUCAUCAUUGGCACCUUCUCCAUGAACCUCUAUACCACAUACCUGCUCAUGGGCCACUGGGCUCUGGGCACACUGGCCUGUGACCUCUGGCUGGCCCUGGACUAUGUGGCCAGCAACGCCUCUGUCAUGAAUCUUCUGCUCAUCAGCUUUGACCGUUAUUUCUCAGUGACCCGGCCCCUGAGCUACCGAGCCAAGCGCACUCCCCGCAGGGCGGCUCUGAUGAUUGGGCUAGCAUGGUUGGUUUCCUUCGUUCUCUGGGCCCCAGCCAUUCUCUUCUGGCAAUACCUAGUUGGGGAGCGGACGGUGCUGGCUGGGCAGUGCUACAUCCAGUUCCUCUCCCAACCCAUCAUCACUUUUGGCACAGCCAUGGCUGCCUUCUACCUCCCCGUCACGGUCAUGUGUACGCUCUACUGGCGCAUCUACCGGGAGACGGAAAACCGAGCCCGGGAGCUAGCAGCCCUACAGGGCUCUGAGACACCAGGCAAAGGCGGUGGCAGCAGCAGCAGCUCAGAGAGGUCACAGCCAGGGGCUGAGGGCUCACCCGAGUCGCCUCCAGGCCGCUGCUGCCGCUGUUGCCGGGCACCCAGACUUCUGCAGGCCUACAGCUGGAAGGAAGAAGAGGAAGAGGACGAAGGCUCCAUGGAGUCGCUCACAUCCUCUGAAGGGGAGGAGCCUGGCUCAGAAGUGGUGAUCAAGAUGCCUAUGGUAGAUCCUGAGGCACAGGCACCCACCAAGCAGCCCCCCAAAAGCUCCCCCAAUACAGUCAAGAGGCCCACCAAGAAAGGCCGAGACCGAGGCGGCAAGGGCCAAAAACCCCGAGGGAAGGAACAACUGGCCAAGAGAAAGACCUUCUCUCUGGUCAAGGAGAAGAAGGCAGCUAGGACCCUGAGUGCCAUCCUGCUGGCCUUCAUCCUCACCUGGACACCAUAUAACAUCAUGGUGCUGGUGUCUACCUUCUGCAAGGACUGUGUUCCCGAAACCCUUUGGGAGCUGGGCUACUGGCUAUGCUACGUCAACAGCACUGUCAACCCCAUGUGCUACGCACUCUGCAACAAAGCCUUCCGGGACACUUUCCGCCUGCUGUUGCUCUGCCGCUGGGACAAGCGGCGCUGGCGCAAGAUCCCCAAGCGCCCUGGCUCUGUGCACCGCACCCCCUCCCGCCAAUGCUAAUGGUCCCCUUCUCCUGCAUCCUUCCACCCUCAGCUCCAGGGAGAGGCCGGUGGGAAGUAUCCCGGAAAAUGGGCUGCAUCUUCAGCCCCAGAGUCCUGCUCAGGACUCCCCUGGCUUCCCAGGCCCCUGGGUCACCUUCCUGGACAGCCCAGAGAGAUUUUGCCAGCUUUCCAAACUUCGCUAUUCCCAGACAGGGAGUGAAACCCGGGGAACUGGUUUUUCUGAUCCCUGCUGUGUGGGAAUGGGCCCAGCAGGAGGAUCCGGGCUUUGGACUGUUUGCCUUGAGGCAGGAAGUCAGGAGCCAGCAGGGCGGGCCAGUAGUUUAAAGGUGCAGUCUUCCUUGACCCAGCAGGGGGCCUGGAUUGCAGUGGUGAUAGCACCCACUGCAUGUACUUAUGGGAGAUCACACCAAGCACAGAGAGAAAGGUUUGGAACAGGAGGGAGGUGGUGAGCCCUGGCUGGAAGUCCCUCCUUGCGCAGGCAGAGCUCAUCCAGGUAGGACCUAGGCACACUCUCCAGGAUUGUCCAACCUCCCUACCAAUGUCCCCAGGUCAGCCCUAGGUGGGUCACCUCUAAGGCAAAUGUCCAAGCGUGAGCAGGACAAUGACACCAUAGGAGACCAGCUUGGUUAAACACACCAAGUGCCAAAGCAGCAU